CUGUUUAGCGAGCGAGUCUUGGGCUGAUUAAGCAGAUGGGAAGUCAACAAGAGAAAUUUGUGUGGUGCGAUGGUAAUGGUUUUGGAAUGGAAGGGUAGACUUUCGUCCGUAAAGGAGUUCUUGGAAUUCUUUACAAUGAGACAUGCGCGUCAAAGUCGUUUUCUUGGGAGAUUUGCUGGUCUGGGACUUGGACCGGGACUUGGACUGGGUGGUGUUUUGCCUCCGAUGUAUUUGGUUGACUUUCUUAUAAGUAUUCUGUGGCGCUCAACUACAACAUCAUAUCUCCUUCACCAAAAAGCACAGGAAACAGUCUACGAAACCCGACCUUUACGGAGUUCAUACUGCAGGAGAUUAUUAUCCUGUUACUGUUGACACUUUUCUACAACCCGUCAGUGAUUGGCGAACACCUCAGGGCCUACGAUUGCCAUCAUGGCCAACACAACAAAGAGCAUAGAUCUGAACCUCGAUCGGACAGAAAGCAAUAAAGACCUACAGUUCACCGAGAGUGCUCAACGCCUGACUCUCGAUCCCAAAUCCCCAAAAUUCGACGCCCGCGCCUGGGUAGACGAACUCAUCCGGCUCGACGAAAACGAUCCUCGCAUCCCUCCUCUCAGAACCCUAGGAAUCGCAUUUAAGAGUCUAAGUGUCUCUGGUCAGAGCACUGAUGCCGAGUAUCAGAAGAUAGUUGCAGGAGUUUUCCUAUCUGCGGCAUCUAAAGCCAAGAGUUUGUUUCGUCACAAUGGUUCGGCGUCCCAGAAACAAAUCCUGAGAGACUUCGAAGGCGUCAUUGAUAAGGGAGAGAUGCUCCUCGUUCUCGGUCCUCCAGGAUCAGGAUGUUCGACUUUCUUGAAAACUCUCGCCGGGGAGACAGCGGGUCUACGGGUAUCAUCUGAUGCUGAAAUCAACUUCCGCGGCAUCGAUUUGAAGACAGUUCGGAAAGUUCUUCGUGGCGAUGUUCUGUAUAAUUCUGAGCUGGACGUUCAUCUACCGCAACUUACUGUGGGUGAUACUUUGAGCUUUGCAGCGAGUGCGAGAACAUCGAGGAUUGUUCCAGAGGGAUAUACACGCAAUCAGAUCGAUACGCUAUUCCGCGAUGUCAUCAUGCCCUUGUUCGGCCUUACACAUACCGUCAAUACUCGUGUGGGCGACAACAUCAUUCGGGGAGUUAGUGGCGGCGAGCGAAAGCGUGUCAGUAUUGCAGAAGCUGCAUUGACGGGAUCUAAGUUCCAAUGCUGGGACAAUGCAACUCGAGGUCUAGACAGCCAGAAUGCCAUCACAUUUGGCCAGAAUCUACAGUUACAAGCAGACGUCCUGGGUGUUGUAGCUGCUGUGUCAAUUUAUCAAGCACCGCAGUCCGCUUACGAUAUCUUCGAUCGAGUAACGGUGAUCUAUGAGGGACGACAAAUCUACUUUGGACCAGCCACUGAAGCGAGGGCAUACUUCGAAGAACUUGGCUUCGAGUGUCCACCCCGACAGACCACAGCUGAUUUCCUUACCUCUAUGACAAGUCCAAGCGAGUGUAAACCUCGUUCUGGAUGCGAAAAUACCGUCCCUCAAAGCCCUGACGAAUUUGCCGCCCGGUGGAAGACAAGCAAUCAGCGCCAAACACUACUCCGCGAAAUCGAAGGUUAUGCCGAUGCCCACCCCGCUGCCGAAAGACUCGAAGAAUAGAAGCAAAGCCGUCGAGCACAACAAGCACAACUUCUCCGCCCAAACUCCGCCUACAUGAUCUCCUACCCCUCCCAAGUAUCCCUCACACUAUGGCGAGCCUGGCGCAGAUUACGAGCCGAUCCAUCCUUCACAAUCAUCUGGUUGAUAUACCACGUCGUCAUCUCUCUCAUCCUAGGCAGCAUGUUCUACAACCUCGCCAACGACAGCUCAAGCUUCAACUACC
Messenger RNA from Cadophora gregata, 1894 nucleotides. RefSeq lists its product as uncharacterized. Gene Ontology annotation, molecular function: ATP hydrolysis activity; ATP binding. The coding region runs from base 430 to 1671 and encodes 413 amino acids. NCBI's taxonomy places the organism in Eukaryota, Fungi, Ascomycota, Leotiomycetes, Helotiales, Ploettnerulaceae. The transcript has a single exon. The record is from RefSeq and is a predicted model, not a curated record.